Messenger RNA from Synchiropus splendidus (mandarinfish), 3025 nucleotides. It is a transcript of the gene zic6, whose product is annotated as zic family member 6. Gene Ontology annotation, cellular component: nucleus. The transcript is spliced from 2 exons. Gene Ontology annotation, molecular function: DNA-binding transcription factor activity, RNA polymerase II-specific; RNA polymerase II cis-regulatory region sequence-specific DNA binding. Gene Ontology annotation, biological process: regulation of transcription by RNA polymerase II; central nervous system development. Bases 471 to 1865 code for a protein of 464 amino acids. Lineage: Eukaryota; Metazoa; Chordata; Actinopteri; Syngnathiformes; Callionymidae. The record is from RefSeq and is a predicted model, not a curated record.
CCUGCGCGCUCUGACGCGGUGAGAGUUGGAGGUUUUGGAGAAGGAGACUUGCAGGAGGCGCCUCCAGCAAUAUAUCUGCGAAGAUCGCGGCGCUUUUCAAAGCUUUUUCUCCGCGAUAUUUGAAAAACGGAGUCGUGCGGUGAAACUCCUGUGUGUCCCUUUUAAAACAAACCCAGCGCCUGUCAAUCACGCCGCAUUCCAACCAAUCCCAAAGCUCCCUUUUUUUAAAAAGCCUCUUUGCCUGCUGUGCUUUUAUAUUGCACCAUGGCCUGUUUCGAAGCAUUUUUACUACCACGGUUAUUGCCACAAAUCAAGAGGGCAAAGUGAACGGGACUUUCACGAAGUUCACGGCCAAGAAUCUCACAUGCAGAUGACAGAAACCUCACCAUGGGAAAAGAGUCUGCAGCUCGAGGUGUAUCCUGACUUUUUUUUUUUUUUGUAUUUUUGCAAAGCAACUGCCCCACUGAAGCAUGACCAGUCUCUCCAGGUUUAGUGGCUGCCCUCUCUCCUGCAUCAAACCCGGGGAGAGCAAUACUGAACCCAGCAUGGUGCUGCCACCUUUGGCAGGGGAGCACAUGGGACUCCCCACUGGCACUUCCUUAAAACUCUGCCCCUCGCACACUUUCAGAGACUAUCCCGAGACGAGGGCCAGUGCAUAUGUUGACCACUCUAAUUUUGCAGACUCUGGAUUUUCCAGCCCUGGGGGCAUCAUCAUGGCACCAGUCAGCGAUCCACUGGGAUCAAGAUCUACCCACCAUAGGUACCGAGACUUUGCAGGCUACAGGGACAACAGGAGCCACUCUUUUUUCACCAGCUACCAGGACCAGCAGGCCUCCAGUGAUGCCACUCGAGAUCUGAUGCUGGGACUGCCUGGAGACCUUCUCAGCCGAACCCACCACCCAUAUGGACAGAUCAGCCCCACGUUUCUAGGUCUGUAUAAACCUUUAAACAUCCAGCGAGGAGGAGGAGGAGGAUGCUCCAAGCAGAAGCUGGUGUGCAAGUGGACUGACGGCCCAGACGAGGGGGCAGGGAGGAUGCCUUGCUCCAGAGCCUUCGGUACCAUGUAUGAACUUGUCACCCAUGUGACAGUGGAGCAUGUCGGCGGAGCUGAGCACUGCGAGUACGUGUGUCACUGGGAGAACUGUGGCAGAGAGAGGAAGCCCUUCAAAGCCAAGUACAAGCUGGUGAACCACGUCAGGGUCCACACGGGGGAGAAGCCUUUUCCUUGCCCCUUCCACGGCUGUGAGAAAGUUUUUGCGCGAUCAGAGAAUCUUAAGAUCCACAAGAGGACUCACACAGGUGAAAAACCCUUCAAAUGUGAGUUCGAGGGCUGCAACCGGCGAUUCGCGAACAGCAGCGACAGAAAGAAACACUCCCACGUUCACUCCAGCGACAAGCCCUACAUGUGCAAAGUCAGAGGCUGUGACAAGUGCUACACGCACCCGAGCUCUCUGCGCAAACACAUGAAGCUCCACUGCGACAAAAACGGCCCCAGCGCGGCAGAGACCCGUCCGGAUCAAUCCCCGAUCAGACACGCUCAUCCGCCCUCGGACACUCUGCCCUUGUCCCCGGAGAGGCGAGACGAGUCGACCCACAGGUCACGUUUCCAUCACUCACUUGACAACAGUUUGGACUUCGCGACGCACAGGUCACAACCUCUCAUGGAGCCUUUGGUGCUGCAGAGAGGCGGCUACAGGUCGCAGCCCUCCCAGUACACUUGCGCUCAGACUGGUCCCCCUUUAGUCCAAAGCUCCAGGACCUUCCACUCCACUUCCCCUUUUCAGAAAAGCAUCGUGAACGGAUGGUACACAUGCCACAGUGGCGUGGACUCCUACCCGCCAAAGCAAUGUAACAACAUCCUCUGAGUCCCUGGUGGCCCGCAAAACCCGGACCUGGGCGUUCACCCUUUUAGCCUGUACCUGUGUGCUGAACUGUUUAGUUGCCAGUGACGCUUCUUAUGCAUUUGGUUUUAGGUGGACGACCUUUUGUUUUGAAUGUAGCCCUCUUUUGAAUGUACACUUCACCGCCGCACUGUCAGAUGAAAUAUAAAGCUAACUCGGAUCUACUGAUGGACCUUAUAAGUAUAUGUGGGCCUAGAGCAGUUUUGCCUAAUGAAACCACUGCGAGGCUUAGAAACCCCAACACUCCCCUGACUAAACUCCGUUUUUAUGAGCCAGUCUUGUUUGCGUUAUAUCUGUAUUUCUCACAUCUGUGCAGAAAGCAGCGUGAGCACUAUCCAGUGUUACUAUUAAAAGUCUUUCAUUAGCAUAGAGCGCCACUGUACAUAUGCCUUCUGUAUGAUUAAUUAUGUAUUUUAUAUUUUAUUAAAGUGUCUAUAUUCUCUUUCAUCCGCCGUUUGGUGUGAAGUCAAAUCACCCGGUGAACUCCGUAUUUGUUUGCUUUGCCACGGUGCGCAGCCGGGGUUGGAAGAAGCGCGUCACGUGACCGGCCAGGCCGCGUUUGGCUGGGAUUAGGAGUUUGACUGACAGCGCAGUCCAGAGAAAUCUACCUGAUCCGUGGGUGCGCGCUCCCGGUGCGGCGCACGCGCGUCUGCGGCUAAAGCUGGAAGAUAAAGACUUUCACCUGAGGUUCAUUCAUGAAGAGUCCAGCGCGACUGACGCGCGCUUCAUGGGUGGAAGCAGACGAGAAUCGUUAUUUCAACAAAUAAACAGAGAGUUAAAUGGCUUUUUUUUAUUUUAAAUGGUUCCAAUGUCAGUCCUAUUUUUCCCUCUUACCCGCCCCUUUGCUCCUGAGUUAUUUGAAUCGCUUCCGUUGCACAACACUAACACAAUUUACUCCCAUUUUCCGUAGUAAAAACGACAGUCACACAUCUAUUCGUCAUCAUAUCGCAAAAUACUGUUUUUACUUUUUUAUUAGAAGUCAGUUUUUACCCUAAAAAUCUCAUUCCAUACAAAAAAAUGUAUUCGCCAGUCUCCUGAAAGAUGCGAGCCCACUCUGUUUUCAUUCACGUGUUUUUAAAUUCCUGUUUGUAUGGUUUAUUUAUUCGUAAAAAUUAAAGGAUACC